GCACGUGAGGGCGGAGUGCUAUACGGCGUUCAAUGUUGUGAUCUAACACGUGAAAACCAUGGCUAAUUCUCUCCAGUCUUAUGUUGAAAAGUAUCUUCUGAAUCCAGCGGCUUCAUUUAAUGUGGAUGAUGAAGACCAAGUAAUAACUAAAGCACAGGUAGUAGAUUCAGUUGCAAAGGAAGAGAGUGCUGAUCAGAUUGGGCAACCGAUAAGCAAACUUAGAGCACAGAGUGCUGCUCUCUUAUCAGAAAGUGAUCCUCGAUAUAAAGGCAAGAAGGUUUCUCGCAAGGAUCUCAAGAAAGAUAAUGAAGUCACUUUUGAUCCAUCAUUGAGCAAAUUCUUUGUCAUAGAGGGUGAUGAAGAAGAGGAAGGUAGUGAUGAAAAUGAGGAGGAUGAGGAAGAUGGAGAAGAUGAGGAAGAAGAUGGAGAAGAAGAAGAGGAAGAGGAGGAAAGUGAAGAUGAUGAUGAGAGUGAGGAAGAAAGUGUAACUGAAGUGAAUGCAGGGUUGAAGAAAAUGGCUUUGAAACAGGCUGUCAAGAAAAACAAAGCAAGAGAUGAGGAGUUGGAUGAAAGCUUGUACAGUGAGGAAGAGGAUGAAUCCACAACGAAGAUUCGUGAGAGGCUCCAGAAUGACUCAAGUGAAUUCACAUUUGAUAAGGAUGGGGACUUCAGCAAAUAUGGUGAAGAUUUUGAAGAUGAUGAAGAUGGUGAUGAUGAUGAUGACGAUGACGAUGACAAUGAAGAGCUAAGUAUAGAUGAAGAGGAGGGUAUAGAUUCUGAGAGUGGUUAUGGAGGAUCUCUCAAGAAAUUCAGCAGCGAAGAUCAGUCGGAAGAGGUCAGGAAAGGUCGAGCAGUGAAAAGUCAGUUAGAUAAAAUUCACUUUGCUUUAAAUAUAGGGAAAUAUUGCUCUAGCAUAUUUCAGAGAUUCUUUUCACGCGAAUGGGUUAAGCCCUACAAGAAAUAUAUGACUCAUUGUUUGAGAAGUCGCAUCAGUAUGCAGAAGAUGGUGAGUCAGACAAACCAGUUACCACAGUGUAACACCUUCAAGCUGUUUGUACGGGAGAAUGAUCCAAACUACACCAAGAAUCUUUCCACUGCAAAGUCUGCAACCAAGGUCUUGCUUAACACACUUCUGGAUAUACAGGAAUUAAUCUUAAAAAAGAAUCCAGAGACACAACACAUAAUAACUGGUAAACAGAAGAAGGAUAUGGGAACAGAGAGUGAUGAAGAAAUUACAAGUAGUGAAGAUGAAAAGAUGGAAGAAGAGGAGCAAAAGGAGACCAGUAAAGGAACCAAACGAAAAUUAAAGAUGGAAGAGUAUGAAGAGCUCUUGAGUAAAAGACAUGCUGCAUAUAUUCCAUUCCGGGAUGAAACUGUAAACAGGUGGUAUGAAAAAACUAAGUUGCUAUCCAGUCGCAAUGCUCAGAACUCAUUUAGCAGUUUUGAAGUAUCAGCCUUGCAGCAGAUGAAAAACAUUUUAGGCAACAAACAACAACUGAUUCAACGUACACAGCUGACCGGUGCAACUAGAGGAACAGCAUAUCACAUUCUAGGUCGCAAGGAUAGCACCAGUACAGAGGUGGGAAAGGAAGAAUAUGACCCCGAGAUAUUUGACGAUAGUGACUUUUAUACAAGGUCACUGGAAGAGGUACUGAAAGCUAAGGUGGCACUAUCAGAAGACAUGACAGAUGUGUCAAGGAAAUGGAUUGAAAUCCAAAACCUACGUAAGAAAGCCAAGAAGAAAGUAGACACCAAAGCCAGCAAGGGACGGAAAAUUAGGUUCGAUGUUAUGAGUAAACUUCAGCAGUAUUUAGCACCUUGUUACCCUCCACAAAUGGAUGAUGGUGCCAUUAAUAUUCUUUUUGCUUCUCUGUUUGGCAAUGCUGUCAAGAAUGUGCCAAAUAGUAAAACAGAGUCUGUUACUGAAGAACAGAAGUGACAGGAAAGAGGAAUGCAGUAAUAUGUAUUUUAUAUAUAUAUACAUACAUAAAGGUUCAAUAAAUAGGUUACUUUAUAA
Messenger RNA from Penaeus indicus, 2017 nucleotides. Its product is annotated as protein AATF-like. Gene Ontology annotation, biological process: regulation of transcription by RNA polymerase II. Lineage: Eukaryota; Metazoa; Arthropoda; Malacostraca; Decapoda; Penaeidae. The transcript has 11 exons. Bases 59 to 1939 code for a protein of 626 amino acids. Gene Ontology annotation, cellular component: nucleus; nucleolus. The record is from RefSeq and is a predicted model, not a curated record.